Molecule: messenger RNA, 1518 nt
Organism: Trichoplusia ni (cabbage looper)
Lineage: Eukaryota; Metazoa; Arthropoda; Insecta; Lepidoptera; Noctuidae
Product: jupiter microtubule associated homolog 1-like
Exons: 4
Coding region: 180-587 (135 amino acids)
Cellular component (GO): nucleus
Source: RefSeq, a predicted model, not a curated record
AAUAUUUCCUCUGAUAAAAAUUCUCCGAAGAGACCGUUACAACGCAUUCGUUACCGAAUCAGUCCUAAAAGUUACUUAGUGAAAUAUUUAAGUGUUUAUUUAGUUCGUGUUAAAAGAACUCACAAAUUACCUAAAGACAUCUCUAUAUCUCGUCCACACUGCUAGGCUGAUCUGGUAGAAUGUCUGCAAACCAAGAGGCUUUGAGGAAUAGUGCAAGGAUGACUUCAACAUCUUUCAACGUGGGUCUGAACGACAACACGCGUCUGUCUAGCCGAGUGCUGCGCCCUCCCGGCGGCGGCCACACCGACAUCUUCGGAGGGGAGCCCGAGCCGCAGCAGACUCCGCGCCGCGGACCUCCCGCGUCCACCAUCGGAUCUGUCGUCGGACCCGAUGAGCCGAAGCCAACCAACGGCACAGAAGCGAGCCAGAACGGUCAGAAGAGCCCGGUGGAGGCAGCCCCCGCGCCGGUGGAGGCGGCGGCCAAGCCGGCCAGCCCCGUGAAGUCGGAGCCGGCGGCGGGGGCCCGCGCCGAGCCGCCCAAGCGCGUCCGCGUGCCGCCCGGCGGCUUCUCGUCGGGGCUGUGGUAAGCCCGCCCCGCCCGCUUCGUUUCUCGCGCAGAAGAUUCCCGGUGGGACCAGUUUCGUUCGUUUGCAUUGGGCGCUCAUCUGCAUCUGUUUCGGCCUCUGUAUUGCUGUCCCGCGACAGCCUUCGGUAUAUAAAUUGUUUGGUACCGGUCUGCGUAGAAAUUACUAAGUGUUAGUCUUCGGCCGAUCUCCUAUCUUUGGCUUUUGUGCGGAACGUAUUCGCCUGAUGUGAACGUUGUUAGAUUUAUUUAGGGUAUAUGCUGUGCCUUUGAUUUUCAAAAGUUGUGUUGGUUGUAGAUAGUUUUGUUAAAUAUGUGAUUGCUCCCUGGUCCACUGUCGGGUCUCUUAGAAUUUUGCUUGAUAAGAUAACGAUGGUUCUUUUACAAUCCUCGCAAAAAGGAAUUCUUUCAUAUUUACUGAACAGGAACAUUUUCUUUCAAUACUAGUAUUAUUUACCUAUAUAGUUAGGAAAUUAUUUUCUUAUAUUUUAAUCUUGCAUUAUAUCCAGCUUUUGUGUCAAAGCAAAGCGUAUUGUGCUCGCCAAACUCUCUAUUAGGAAUGUGAAGGUCACAAUUUGGUUAAGAUUUCCUUCAAGGCCAAACAUUAUUAACAUUUUAUAUUACUAUUUAAAUUUUUCAUUCAAAUUUCGUAUUAAUGUCAAGCUGUCUAGAGGUUAUUAUCGUGUAAGGCUUUAAAUUGGUGUGUAUCAAAGGUAUGUUGGCGUUUCGAUGAUUUUUACAUACUUUUUAAACAGACUGAUCUGUGCCUAGUGAAGUUGAUGUUGUACUUAAAAUUUGACUCAAUUUAGCAUUUCAUGUUUUGCAGUUGUGGUUUUUAUUAAAAAUAACUAUUGUAUGCCUUCGCUGGCAAAUGCGAUUAUGUAUAUUGAUAAUGAUAAUUGUAUUUUUAUAUGAAUUACAAAAUGUAAAAAACA